Molecule: messenger RNA, 4400 nt
Organism: Biomphalaria glabrata
Lineage: Eukaryota; Metazoa; Mollusca; Gastropoda; Planorbidae
Product: DDB1- and CUL4-associated factor 5-like
Exons: 9
Coding region: 125-2797 (890 amino acids)
Biological process (GO): negative regulation of fatty acid biosynthetic process
Cellular component (GO): cytoplasm; Cul4-RING E3 ubiquitin ligase complex
Molecular function (GO): protein binding
Source: RefSeq, a predicted model, not a curated record
CUUGUCUAAAUCCAAAUUUUUAACAAAUCAACAUGGCUGUCGUUUUAGAUAAAUAAAUACAAAACAGAAACAUUGAUGGUACUUAAAAUUUCAUUCUCGUCCAUACAAGUUUAAAGUAUCAUAAAUGGAGUUACCAGGAAGAAAAUUUAUUAGCACUCCUCUAGGGUUAAGUAGACGUGAAAGAGAAGGCAGUUCCCUAUCUACGUCGUUUAUUAAACAAAUGGUGUAUGGUCACAGAAUAUCGAAGUCACAAAGUUUGUUCAAGCGUGAUUUAUUGGGUCACUACGGAUGUGUUAACGCCAUUGAAUUUUCUUCCGAUGGAGAUUUUAUAGCAUCAGGUGGGGAUGAUCGUCGCUUUUUAUUGUGGAAUGUUGGACAGGCCAUCUAUGAUGUGAAACCUCCGGUAGUGUUUGAAACACAGCACAUAAGUAAUAUUAACACCUGCUGCUUCAAUGCCGAGAACAGAAAGAUUGCCACUGGAGGGAAUGAUGGACAAGUUCUAAUACAUGACAUUAGUGUGAAACAGUCAACAUCAAUCUAUGGUUUAAGUGACGCCAUCUACGCUCUGUCUCCAGACCCGGUCAGCUCUACAAUCAUUGCGACUGCUAGCGAUGAUGGUAAAGUGCGAAUUCUUGACACCAGGGUGCCCACAGACAGUGCGCCAUUUGUUUUGGCUGACCUGAGGGCUGCAAUGCAUUCUGUGACAUACAAUCCCAUGGACCCCAGACUGCUGGCAACUGCAAACUCCAAACAUGGACUUGGAUUGUGGGACAUUCGUAUGCCUUUUAUGUCACUGACCUACAGAAGUGGUGUAUACAACUGUAUGAGUGUAAGAUUCAAUAACCAAGGUGAUCGUUUGCUGGCUCUGAGACGUCGUUCCUCCCCUGUCCUGUUUGACAUUGCUAAGAUGCAGCCUAUGUUUGAGUUUGAUUACAAGACAUAUUACAAUGCUUGCACACUGAAAAGUUGUAGCUUUGCAGGAUUACAAGAUGAAUAUGUUAUGUCAGGGUCAGAUGACUGUUGUGUGUAUUUGUGGAAGAUACCUAAUGAUACAGAAGACAACUUUACACACACAGAGCCUCACAUGAUUCUGAGAGGUCAUAGGUCUAUAGUGAACCAAGUGCGUUACUGUCCUCAGAAUCAGUUCAUUAUAUCAUCAGGCGUGGAGAAGUUGAUCAAAGUCUGGAGCCCUUAUGCUCUUCCAAACUGCACUGGCCAUCUUGUACAUAAUCGUCGCUAUGGUGAUGAUGAUGAAGUUGAGAGGAACGCCUACAGCCAUGAAGAAUACAUUCACAUGGUGUUGCAGGCUGGAAGCUUCCUAUCACAUGACUACACCCGUGGCACCACAGAAGAGGAGCCCUGCAUGAUUGCUUUUUUUGACAGCCUCAUCCAGCGUGAGGUUGAGCACAGCAUUGAGCUUGAAGAUUCAAGUUCUUCUUCAUCUUCAUCCUCUGGGGAUGACCAUGAUGCUAGCAGAGAAAAAAGUGGUGCAAAGGUUGAUGGAAAAAAGAAAAAAUUAUUCCAGUACGACUCAGACAGUUCAUUGGAAAGUCCAUCGUCUUCCAACACUAGGCUAAGAGAUGUGGAAGCAGCAACUGGUACCCAUUCUCCUGAUAGACAGGCAGAAGCGUCACCAGCCCGACAACGUGAGUCUGAGUCACCUUCAUCUUCUUUUUAUAAUGAUCUACUCUCCUCAUCAGACAGCGACACUGAAGUUGAAGAAAUAUUAAGUGCAAUGUACAGUCGCUACAUGAACUCCAGGGAGAGACUUAUGAGUGGGGAAUCCAAGCCUUCUGGGAAAAAAAUCUCUGCUAUAAUUGCUAGGGGAAAGCAGAAGAGCAUGUCCUCAAAAAAGGGUGUGUUUCAGCGAAGACUGCUGCGCAUUCGAGAAGAUCUUCAGCACAGUGGGGAUCAGUACUUAAGAGAUAGUGCCAACAGCAUUGGUAUCUUAGUAGAUGUUAUUGACAAUUUUGUUGAUAAUUUAGUCACGGGCGAGUCUGGUAACAACAGAAGCCUCAGUGACAUAAGAGAUGGUUUGACAGAUUCCACUAGCAAUUUUGCAGAUGCUGUGGCUGUACCAGAGGAUGUUGCACACCAAGCAAUAGUUCGUGAAACUGACAGAACUCUGGCUGAGACUCCUACCUCCAGGCAAGAGACCCAGUCCACAUCUACUGCUAUCUCAUCUCCCCCUGAUCACCUAGGCUCACAAGACACUAGCAUGUUUUUUAUGCCAGAAUUCCAAGCUUUUCCUCCAGAGUCUUUCCCUGCUGUUGUCAGUGUCACUUUUGACCAAUCUUCAUUAGAUGCUGACAGCACAGUCUCAAAGGUUGUGGGUCCUAGUCUCUCCACAGUACAGUCUAAAUGUGGCAAUCAUACAAGGCCUGACUCUGUUUCUUCAAAGAUAAAAAUUCUCAAAUUUAAUGGUGGCAAUAGAGACGUGUCCUUGAAAGAUGGGAAUACACCACAGAAUAGAACUCACACUUCUGUGACACAAGAGGACGACCUCACAAGUAAACCCAACAAUGCAAUAGACAGUUCUGUCUGCUCACAGAAGAUUUCAUCUAUGUCUAGAUUAGGUCACCUUAGGUCAGCUGUGACUACUUCUUCUAUAUUCACACCCAUUACAGUGAGCCAGAGGGACCCAACAGACCUUGAGACCCAUAAAGUGACUACUCCAGACGCCACUCCAGGUUCAUCAGUUGAAGUUCAUUUUAAAAAAAGCAAAUUAAAUAGAAAGAAUAUUCGCUAUCGUCAUCGAACAGAUUCUGGGUCAUCUAGUGAAGAUGAGGAGCGCUAAAAUUGUGUGAGAAACUUUGUGUAAUUAGAUUAUUUAAAAAAUAAUUUUAAUUCAUUAUAAUAAAAAAAGACAAAAAAAAAAACAAUGAUUUGUUGAUAAUCCAACUUAAAUGAAAGGUAUUUACCAAUAAAGAGUCUAAAUACAAAUAAUUGUGCAAAAAAGGUUUAUAUAACACACACACAUACAAAAAUAGUCUUUCUAGUUUUCAGCCAUUGCUUUCUAAGAGACACCUACCGCUGUGGAUGCUGUUAGCUGGUAAAGCCUGUUAGUGUAAGUCUCUGUGUCAGCUCCAAUUGAAGACUCUAAUGAAAAUUGCCCACCAGCUGUUAUGCGCCCUGUUUGGACAGCAGCAUGGGCAGGGAUAUCUGCUAGAAUUUUGCUAGAAAAAAAUGAAUAUAAAAAAACACAAAAUGUACUAUAGUAACAUCUUUCUAACAACAUUAAAAAUAAUCUCCUAAUAGCUCACAUUGAUGUUUUCAAGAGUUUUAUACAGCUCCACAAAUAUUUGAUAAAGUAAUGAAAGUAGCUUUUCAGUAAACUCAAAGAAAAAAAAGUUCCUACAAGUUCCAUAUUAGACAACACUUUUUUAUGGGGACAAGUUUCUCACAAUUUUUUUUGCAUGUGUGCAUACACGUGUAACAACAUGACCUAAAUUGUGCCGAUGUGCCAACAACUCACAAACACUUGUGUUAGUCAUCUAUAUUUUGAAAUGUUUUAAUUAUUCAAAUGGUUUAAGCUUGAACAGGAAUUAUUAGAUUAUUUAAGAUGAUCCUGUUAAUUGGAAUUUUUAGGAACUGGUUUUUUUUUGUGUGUUUUUUUUACUUUUUAAAAAAAUGUAGAAAGCGGAGACAUUGUAUUGAAUUCAAUAGACACUAAACUGUUUCAUUUGUUUAGACUUUUAACCCUAAUUUUGAAAUGACAAAAGUGGUAGUUGUUUUUUUAAAGUGUUUUUUGUCCAGUGAGAGUAAGUCAGUGUAAUUGUCACACCAGUGACUCUUAGCUAGUGUAUUUGUCACUUGUACAGUGACUUUUUUAACCAGUGUAUUUGUCACUUGUCCAGUGACUGUUAGCCAGUGUAUUGUCUAGUACUGAUGUAAAAAUAAGGGCAGAGACAAAAAAAAAGUGUUAUUGUUAAAGUUUGUUUUCCAAUUUUGUUUUGCUUGCCAUGCUGCUCGUCUCUGGAAAUUCAUGCAGUAGUAAAAAGUCUGGUACCAGAUAUUUGUUUAGUACCUAAUGCAGUAUAUUACCAGUGCUUUUGAAAUUAGCACACACAAUGAAGGUGCUAUAGUUAAAUUGAUCUUGCAAUAUUUUGAUGUUUUAAAAUCUUUUUCGCAAGACAAACAAUAAUUAAUAAAUUAUUACUACUAGUUAAAAAUGCCUUAAAUGACAAGAGCUGAACCAGUCCUUGAAUAUAAAGUUCUGUAAUCAACAGCAGUGCAACAUUUGUGUUGUCUAGUACUUCAGACCUUACCUCAAGUGCAUGAUGGCUGAAGUUGUGUGUGUGGGCAUUGAAGACAAGUUUCCUGACUUUCAGUGCGUUUUAUUUAUGUUGAGCUAUUCAAUGUAGUGAUAUUUUGAGUCUUUUCUUAUUAACUAUAUUGAA